AUGGCGAAGGCGAAACUAUGUGUGGUGACAGAUCGUGGAGUGUACCGGCUGCCGCUGGAUAUUAGUAAACUCCGGAACAGAGAGAAGGUUCCUCCAAAGCUGUAUGUGCCUCCGCAUGUCGAGUUUGAAAAAUUGGAGGGGGAUAUCAAUAAUAUGCCCUUUUUUGUGCUUUCCACACCCACAGUGGAUUUUUUUUCGCUUGAUGGUGAAAUUCCCUAUUAUUUUAUGCAUCCCGUCGUGGUUGAGGAUGAUUUACUUUUGGUUGGGGGUUGGGUGCCUUUUCUCAGUUUUAAUCCUAACAUUGAUGUUGCUUAUGAGAUUGCCUUUGAUCGUCUUAGACCCAUCCCAUCUCCUCUCCGCCUCUCCUCCAAUCCGGACUUGUGUUCUUGGUUUACGACCCAAUCCAAGCGUGAUGUUUUCUUUUACCGAUUUAAGUCUUCAAAUUAUGUUUUGGACGCAACAGACCCACAACAGCUCUCUUUUCAUAGGUUGCAACUCUUCUAUCAUGGCUGCACUCAAGAAGUCCUUCCUAAUCCGCCUGAUGAUAUUAGAGUGUUGAGCCAAACUGGUUGGGGACACAAGUUCCAUAUCAUUACUCGCCCCAAUCACUGUCCGACCACUUUACCAUCAUUAAGUAGUAUUAAUCCAUCAUUACAUACUGCACUCCUUAGUGACUUGAGUCCUGUAGCCUACACUUUUGACUUAUAUGAAGAGAGAUGGUAUAGAUGUCGUCAUCAGUUCACAGCUGCUGUUGAAUAUCAAGGUUUUUUGAUUGGGCUCGCACCUUCUGGGAAACUUGUUUGUUGUCCCUUGGAUUCCCAUGGAAAUCCUGAUGAGCUCACACCUAGCAGGGUACUACAUAAUAUGUUUGAUAUCUGCAUGCUCAGGGGAUUUUCUUAUUUUGAUGCUGAUAGUGCUUUUAUGGGAUUGUAUAAAGAUGGUGAGGUCGACUACAUUUGGUUAGUAUACACGCUUCAAGGCCCGGAUGCGGAUGUUCAUGUUCAUAUGCCUUUCGUGUUGUUUCAAGUUUUCAUUCAGAAUGGUGUCCUCUGCACAAUUGUUGAAGCUUCAGAUCAUUAUGAUUUCCUUCCUGACAGUUUCUUAUGCAAGGCUUUUGUAUGUGCUGACCCGCUGAAUAGUGGUGAUGAGAUCGAUGCAUUCUAAGGACAACAUGCAAGGCUGAGGUUGUUAUGCCAAGAGUGGGUAGACCGACCACCAUCCCUUUUCCUUCUCUUCUUCAAAGAGAUGAGCACCCCUCGCCCUCCUGAGUAGCGUGUUAGGGUUUUUUAGUUUUUUUUACUGCAGUUUGUGAUAGAAUCAACCAGGUACCCCCUCAUUAGAGCAGCAAUUAGCUUGAUAGUUAUUAGCCCGGCUAAUAAUCCAUCUGGCAUAGACAGUACCUCUUCUGCUCAAUAGAGCUCAUCAUGAAUUGAAAUG
Fragaria vesca subsp. vesca is the source of this 1437-nucleotide messenger RNA. RefSeq lists its product as uncharacterized. The transcript is spliced from 2 exons. NCBI's taxonomy places the organism in Eukaryota, Viridiplantae, Streptophyta, Magnoliopsida, Rosales, Rosaceae. The record is from RefSeq and is a predicted model, not a curated record. The coding region runs from base 1 to 1164 and encodes 387 amino acids.